Molecule: messenger RNA, 1101 nt
Organism: Rotaria socialis
Lineage: Eukaryota; Metazoa; Rotifera; Eurotatoria; Philodinida; Philodinidae
Source: the annotation of a GenBank genome assembly
AUGGCAACCAAUACAAUAAAAAAUUCUUCUGAUUGUGCUAAAUGUGCUAUUUGUCGAUGCCGUUGUUGCAUAAAUAAACGUACGAAAUGUUCACGAGUAAAAAAAACUCUUAUUCAAUCAGAUAUAAAAUUAAAUGAUCAUGAACGACGUUGCUGUCUAAUUCUGGUACGACAUGGAAUCAGCCAAGAUGAAAUUGAUAAGCGUUUUUCCGGAUGGAAUGAUUGUGAUUUAUCAACUAUUGGCAAUGAACAAAUGCAUCGAACAGGUCAAGCUCUUCAUCAAGCAAAACUUUCCGUCGACAUCUGUUUUACUAGUGUACUUAAACGUGCAGCUAAAUCCUUAUUUAUUAUCCAAGAAGAAAUGGAUUAUCUGUGGUUACCAGUCUAUAAUACAUGGCGACUUAAUGAUCGUAUGUUAGGCAAUCUAACGGGUUUUAAUCGCGAUAGAGCCGAUGCUUUAUUUGGUCAAAAUCAAAUAAAAGAAUGGCUCACUCGACCAGAAUUAGCACCACCGUUACUCGAAGAAUCAAAUGCAUUGCAUCCGCAAUCGAAUUAUAAAUAUCAUCACAUAUCUUCUAUUGUUCCAUCAACAGAAACACUUUCUGAUGUUCGAAAGCGACUUUUACCAUUUUUUUAUGAUCAAUUAUUGAGCAAUUUAUAUCUUGGUAAAAAUAUUAUUCUUGUCACACAUGAAGAUAUAGUAAAAGCAAUUAUUCGCCUUAUGAAUAACUAUGUCGUAGAUGACUUUGUCAAUUAUGCAGUACCAAUAGGAAUACCUAUUGUCUUUGAAUUCUCAUUAAAUACUAAUGAAUUUAUCAAUCGUUAUUAUCUUUCAUCGACAUUACUGGAAAACAAUACCGAUAAUCAACAUCAAUUAUUUCCGACAGGAUUUGAUAAUAAUAAAAUAAAACCAACCAAAGAAUUCCCUGUAUUAAAUUUUGAUUCGAAAACAUCUAAAUUACAAACGGAUCUUGAUAUUAAAGCAAAUUCAAUAGAUCAAAUAUAUCCAUCUAUUGAUCAACAACAAGAGGACAAGACGCUUAAAUUUUCAAUGCUGUCAACUACUGAUAUUGCAUCGUAUCAAUCUGAUAUAUUGAAGUAA